GGUAUAGCUGGUAUCUUAGCAACGUUAAAAACAUGGCGGGUUGUUGUCAAAUGGAGUCAAAUCACUAUAAUUUACCAAUUAUUCAGAGCUAAGGUUCGAGUAAAUCGUACCUAAUGUCAAACUCUAGGAGUAAGAAGUCAACUAAUGGAGAUGAGAGUGUACAAUCAGGGGAAAAUGACUUGGAAAAUAAUCGCGCGUUAGUCCCUUUUAAAGAAAAAGACUCCGGAACAACGGCUGAUUCUUCAGGGAACGAAACAGACGAUAGCGAGGUGAACGAGCUCAAAGCGCAGGUUGCUGUGGAAAGAAGGCAUCGGAGGAAAACUAUUGUAAACUCUUUUCGUCUAGCAGAACUCAUACCUACUCCGAACACUCCUUAUUCAAGCUACAGGCGAAAGUCGAUCGCGCUUACAGUACAAAGUGUUAUUGACUCGAAAGCUAAGUAUCAUUUUAUUGAAGGAAUCACAAAAUCAGAAGAUGGCCAGCAUUACAAAGCAAUUGCAUGCUUCAAUAAAGCGAUCUCCUUGAAACCUGAAUUGAUAAAAUACUACACAGCUAGAGGGGAAUCCUUCUUGCAAAUAUGUGACUUUCAGUCCGCCAUAUUGAACUUUAAAAAGGCCUGUAUAUUGGAUCCUGAAAAUGAUGAAUACUAUUCAAGAUUAGCAUUUAUAUACUUCUUUCAAGGACAAUGUUUAUUUGAUGAAAAACUUUAUAAGGAAGCUUUGGAAUCAUUUUCUCGAGCCGCAGAAAUGAAGCCUGAGGUCAUUGGGUACCAUACAAGAAGUGUGGCUUGCCUGUCAGCACUUCAGAGACAUGGGGAAUGUCUGGCUCUAGUCAACAAAAGGCUAGAGGAAGAGAGUACCAAUACGGAUCUCUACAUUAUGAGGGCGCGGCUACAUGAGCUCUUUAGGAAUUCUACCUUGUGUUAUUAUGAUGUCAAAGACGCCUUGGUACUAUCUCCAGAUAAUGAGGAGGCCAAAACUCUCAUGAACUCUUUGCAUAAAAGAGCCAAUGAUAGUAAGCUACAGGCUGAACAACUGUUCCUAGUAGGCAAAGUAAAAGAAGCGUUAACAAAAAUCUCCAUAGCGAUAGAGACCAACCCUUCAAUACCAGAGUAUCACGUAUUCAGGGGUGCCCUUCAUCGCAAACACGCGGAUUUCAAUGCUGCCAUAGAUGACUUUCUCCUCGCGAUGGACAAGACCGACCACGACGAGUCCCAUCCCACUUAUAAACACGCUCAGCGACAACUUCUCCUGUCCUAUAACGACUUUGCUGUCGAGUGUUUCGGAAAGGGUUAUUAUGACGAGGCCAUAGUGCUGUUGAACAAGGCCGUCCAGGGAGAGAAGAACGAAAAAGGGCUGUACAUCAACAGGGGAGAUUGCUUCUUUCGCGCUAACGAGCUUCACUUUGCUCUGGCCGACUAUCAGCAAGCCUUGGAGAUGGACCCAGCAAGCCAGGCUAUCCGGUCACGCCUGUCAAUCGUGUUUAACGAGUUUGGGAUUCUGGAAUACUACGACCGUCACUACCUAGAGUCAAUAGAUUACCUAACCACGGCCAUCAGCUACAACCCUCGCAUCGGGCCGUAUUACCUGUCCCGCGCAAGGGCGAGGUACAUGAUAGAGGACAGUGACGGCGCCCGUGAAGACGUCCUCAAAUGCCUGUAUCUGGAACCCGACAGCAAGGAAGUGGUGUCGAUCUUCUCAAGGCUCUUCCCAGGAAGAAGUAUUAGUGACGUCACGAAAGGCCAGCUGGGGCUGUCAGCCGCGCGUGCUGUCGAGGCUCACAUACGGGAUACCAUAGGGAACGCGUUGCCAAUAGUUACAAGCUCCAUGAAAGUGUCCUCGUCCCAGUUCUCCGGGAGGUUUAUUCUCCCGCCCAUCCGGGACUCUGUGCUGCCUGAGAUACGCGCGUGUAUGGAGCAAGACUUCCACGUGAACAUUAUCAAGAGCAAGCUACAGGCUACCAGGGUCGUCAAGAAAGCAUUUAACGCUCGACAGAACCUAUCUUAUAAGGGCCCUCGUGUGAGCGCCCCUCGUGCCCAGGCCCCGCUGUCAGCUAUCAAGACGUUUAAAUGGGAGACUAGUGUUACUCAAAGGGCUCUGCCCAAAACAAUCGCGAGCGAGCGAAAACCACUGACAUACCCCGCUUAGACACACCAUCAAAUUUUAUAGAAUAAAAUAUUUAUAUUCUUA
Messenger RNA from Nematostella vectensis (starlet sea anemone), 2189 nucleotides. RefSeq names its product tetratricopeptide repeat protein 16. The record is from RefSeq and is a predicted model, not a curated record. Gene Ontology annotation, molecular function: protein binding. Lineage: Eukaryota; Metazoa; Cnidaria; Anthozoa; Actiniaria; Edwardsiidae.